ACAAAAUUCCUAUAACAUAAAAAACUGCAACAAAACAAAUAAAAGCAGCAAUAACAAUGAAUUUUGACAAAAAAUCUUUGGAAGAAGAAAUGAGAUCUAAAUCUCUUGAGAGAAGAAAUGAGACAUAUCUCAGAAGAAAAAAAUGGCAUUUAGAACAACAACUACAACAGGAGCACGAGGAACUAAAACGGGAAAAGAUUAAAGAAUAUGAAAGAAAACGGGUUGAGGCUUUGAGAAAUCAGCGAAGAUUUUCACAACGGAGGAAGAGCAAUACUUUACAACGGAGCAAGAGCAAUACUUUACAACGGAGCAAGAGCAAUACUCCACAGCGAAGAAAAACUCUCUCCACUGACUCUGAACAUUCUAAAGAUUUUGAAAUAUUGAAAUAUUCAAAAGAUACAAUUAUUGACCAAAAAGAAUUGCACAAAAUCAAGAGAACAAUCCAUAGGCAAUUUGACACGAAAGAUCAAAUCACAUCAGAGAAAAUUGAAUGGGAUAUUGAUGAUCUGAAUAAAAUAACUCUUCUGAGAAGAACAGAUGAAGGAUCUUGUCCGAUAUUUAAAAACAUAAAUGCAGCACAAGCAAGAGAAAUUGAAGAGACACAUAGAGAAGAACAAUCAGUUAUUUUAAAAAAACAGUUGCCAACAGACAUUGAUACCCGCAAAUAUUCUGCUGAUGAGAGAGACCUUCAAAGUAAUAGAAGUCUAGAAAUUGAAGAGAUUAAAAGCAAAAUUUCUUCAAUUUCUUUAAAAAAAAAAAUAAUCUCAAGAAGAAUUAGUUGAAAGAAAAGGAAUUGCCAUUUUCUUUUAACAACGUGGAUAAUCAAUACUUGGAUGGUAUCGAAAUAAAUAUGUGAGUUUGACAGAUUAUACAGCUUUUGUGGAAGUUCUUUCAGAUUAUACAGCUUAAUGUGGAAGAAAAAUAUAUGAAGGUAUAUAUAAAUGUGUACAUAUAUUUGAAAACUAUAUGAAGGUAUAUAUAAAUGUGUACAUAUAUAUGAAAACUAGAGAUGACAAUAUGAAAAUUCUGUUGUAUGCACACACAGGUAUGUUCUCUCAUUAUUAUUAAAAAUAUGGUAAGUAUUAUAGCAUUAUAUUAGACCAUUAUGAUUAAAACUA
Molecule: messenger RNA, 1118 nt
Organism: Linepithema humile (Argentine ant)
Lineage: Eukaryota; Metazoa; Arthropoda; Insecta; Hymenoptera; Formicidae
Source: RefSeq, a predicted model, not a curated record